UCUCCCGCUGAGGUGAAGCCUGGGACGCUGCGUGACUCCGCCCCGCGGUGCAGCUAGGGGGUGUGCUUUGGGGGCACAGGGUAUAGCUAAGGAACUGGAGGGCCCAGGGUCGUGACUUCCCUAGCUUCUAGGCACCAAGCCUGCACGAGCCCAAGGGUGAUUUUUUCCGUGGGCCCAAUAUGAUACUAACCAAAGCCCAGUACGAGGAGAUAGCCCAGUGCCUAGUGUCUGUACCGCCCACUAGGCAGAGCCUGAGGAAGCUGAAGCAGAGGUUCCCCAGUCAAUCGCAGGCCACUCUGCUGAGCAUCUUCUCCCAGGAGUACCAGAAACAUAUUAAAAGAACACAUGCCAAACAUCACACUCCAGAAGCGAUUGAAAGUUAUUACCAGAGGUACCUGAAUGGCGUGGGGAAAAACGGAGCAGCCCCCGUGCUCUUGGAGCUAGCAAAUGAGGUGGACUAUGCACCCUCAUUAAUGGCUCGGAUUAUCCUGGAGAGAUUUCUACAGGGGCAUGAACAGACUCCACCCUCCAAGUCUGUUAUAAACAGUAUGCUACGGGACCCUUCUCAGAUUCCAGAUGGAGUUCUAGCAAACCAGGUCUAUCAGUGCAUCGUGAACGACUGCUGUUAUGGACCGCUGGUGGACUGCAUCAAGCACGCUAUUGGCUAUGAGCAUGAAGUCCUGCUGAGAGACUUGCUUCUGAAGAAAAACCUGUCCUUCCUAGAUGAAGAUCAGCUCCGUGCAAAGGGCUAUGACAAAACCCCAGACUUCAUUUUACAGGUGCCAGUUGCUGUGGAAGGGCACAUAAUUCACUGGAUUGAAAGCAAAGCCUCAUUUGGUGAUGAAUGUAGCCACCACGCCUACCUGCAUGGCCAGUUCUGGAGCUACUGGAAUAGGUUUGGACCAGGCUUGGUCAUCUAUUGGUACGGAUUUAUCCAGGAACUGGACUGCAACCGGGAAAGGGGCAUCCUGCUCAAAGCCUCUUUCCCAACAGACAUCGUCACUUUAUGCCAUAGCACAGCUUGACCCCGAAGAUCCUGGAAGAGAAGCCGGAAGCAAUGUUACUUUCCUGCAGUAUAAACUGCUGGCAACAUCUGCCCUGAACUUCAGCUGAACCCUUGCUGCUGCCGUCGCAGCCCUACCUCUCUAGACAAACAUAUCAAGAGUUUCUGUUUUCCUUCAUCCCUGGGUGAUGUGAAUAGCCAAGAACUACAGACACAGCCCACUCAUUAUCAGCAUUUCUGUCUCUGACAAACAGUUAGUUUAUAGAUAGUCAUAAUCUUGCUUCCUUCCGAAUGCUUUCUCCUUGUAUACUGAACAGAAGAGAAAGUAUGGAGACUGAAAGGUGUGAGUUUUCAGUUCUCCUCCCUGUGAUCAAAUAUUUUUUUCUUCUAAACCUCCAUUCAUAUUUUCUGUGUGUGUGUCUCUGUGUGUGUCUCUCUCUCUGUCUGAACUCUGUCUCUCUGUGUCUCUUUCCCUCUCUCUCUCCCUCUCCCCACCCCCACACCUCUAUUCCUUCCCCCCAGUCUCUGCAAGAGUACACUGGUACUGAGUGUUGCAUUACCCGCAGGGAAUAACCUAGCACAAACCCAGAAAAGCUGGAGACAGGAAGUCCGUAAGUAAGUGUUCCUUCUCACCUGGGGCUCAGCAGAGCGGGACCGGAGCCUUUUCUGUGGAGCCUUGUGGCCUCCUGACUUCUGUGGCAUUCAGCCAAGCUGCAAAAAUACCCCUUGAUGAGAAUUUCCUCUUUUCAUAAAGUUGAUUUGAACACCAAACACUUUACAUUGACCUCACCUUCAAGUAUGAGUUGCAGUUGUGUCUGGAAAACCACCACGCUCUUUUGGCUUGGGACUGAGGCAGGGGACUGAACCCCAGCCUCCUGUCUACAGUGGCCCUCUAAACCAGACUUGCAGUCAGCACGAUGUUAGCAGCUAUUUUUAUGAGAUUUUUUUUUAAAGUACAUUCAUUCAUACUGCUUUGAGUCUGCAUUUCAUACCACAUAAUUGUAUAAUACUCAAAUGAUUUAGACAUUAUAAAUAGUCAGCUUUGACUGAAUUAAGUGUACCAGAAGAAAUCCUCAAGCAAUUUUUAAAUAAGCAAUAUAAAAGAGAUUUUGUAUUUA
Molecule: messenger RNA, 2121 nt
Organism: Arvicanthis niloticus (Nile rat)
Lineage: Eukaryota; Metazoa; Chordata; Mammalia; Rodentia; Muridae
Gene: Cdin1
Product: CDAN1 interacting nuclease 1
Biological process (GO): erythrocyte differentiation
Cellular component (GO): cytoplasm; nucleus
Source: RefSeq, a predicted model, not a curated record